Molecule: messenger RNA, 882 nt
Organism: Olea europaea var. sylvestris
Lineage: Eukaryota; Viridiplantae; Streptophyta; Magnoliopsida; Lamiales; Oleaceae
Exons: 3
Coding region: 44-346 (100 amino acids)
Source: RefSeq, a predicted model, not a curated record
UUCAGCUUUCAGGGUUCCGUUUUCUUAAUCAGCUGAUAGCACCAUGAAUGGCAUCUAUGGUAAUUUUACCCCACAGGUGAAUUGGCAACAUGGAUGGGACGACGAGAACGAAUGGAGACCAUAUCUAAGAGACUCUCAUCCAGUGCAGAGUUCUUGGGAACCUGGAUGGGACGACUGGAACGAAUGCAGACCAUAUCUAAGACACUCUCAUCCAGUGCAGAGUUCUCAUCCAGCAAGGAGAACUCUGCUUCAUAGAGCACGUCAGUGGAUGUUGGAGGACAGACCGACAGGACGACCUUCUGGCUCAAUCAGCUCUUUGCCACCAGCGCCAACUUAUUCUCCCUAGCGAUUUUUACUCAUCGAAAAUGAUACUGAACGAAAUACCUCUCCGACGUUUAGACAGCCAGUGCCUGAUUCUCCACCUCUAUGGUACUACCAGCAACUGCACUCACCAUCCUCUGUGCCAGAUUUGAGCUUUACCAAGGAAAAGCUAGAAAAGGCCGUGAAUAAGCUUAGAAAAGUCAAGAUUAAUCCAAGUAACGCAGUGAAGAAUGGUGAAAGGUGUGGCAUUUGCUUGGAUGAUUUUGACUCCAAACAGUUUGCGAUGCUCACUCCAUGCAGUCAUAUGUUUCAUGAGGAUUGCAUAGUGCCAUGUGUGAAGAUCCAAGGGUAUUGCCCUCUUUGUAGAUUUGUGAUUGCCGAAUGAAAUGCUGCACCAGCAAACAAUAGCAGGACCGCUGCUGCUGCUCUUUAUCUUUACUAGAGUAAAAGUCAAUUAUGUGGGAAUUCGAUAGAGCUCUUUAAGUAGAAAUCCGGGACGGCCUAGUGCUAAGUAAAAUGUGUUGGGAAUUUACGUAAACAUGCACAGCGGAAUUUAACAAA